This is a messenger RNA of Cryptosporidium muris RN66, 1392 nucleotides long. Its product is annotated as WD repeat coronin family protein. Gene Ontology annotation, biological process: actin filament organization. The coding region runs from base 1 to 1392 and encodes 463 amino acids. Gene Ontology annotation, molecular function: actin filament binding. The record is from RefSeq and is a predicted model, not a curated record. Lineage: Eukaryota; Apicomplexa; Conoidasida; Eucoccidiorida; Cryptosporidiidae. The transcript has a single exon.
AUGAGUAGAGUUGUUCGUGAUAGUAAAUUCCGUAACUUAUAUGGCGAAUGUCUACAAGAUCGCUAUUCAGGUUUACAUGUAAUAACAAGUCGUCAUACAGUAGAUGGUUGUGGUAUUGCUUCUUCAGCUGAAUUUAUAGCAUUUCCUGCAGAAUGUAAUGGUAAUGGGAGCGUUGGAGUGAUUGAGAAUUGCGCAUAUGGUCAUAAACCAAAUGUUGUAUAUUUUAAAGGACAUAAAGCACCUAUAAGUGAUGUUGAAUUUUCUCCUUUUUAUUCAUGCCUAUUAGUAAGUGCCUCUCAAGAUAAAACAAUUAAACUAUGGGAAAUACCUGAACAUUCGGUAUAUAAUAAAUUGAAAGAUCCAUUGGCUAUUUUCAAUGGACAUACAAAAAAAGUGUCUCUUGUGAAAUUUAACCCCUCUGCAGAGUGGAUAUUAGCAUCUGCUAGUAGAGAUAACACAAUUAAGAUUUGGAAUUGUGAAACAACUCAGGAUGAGAUAAAUAUAGGACUACCAGGAACUCCUACUUCUAUAAAGUGGAGCUAUGAUGGUAGUUUAUUAGCAGUUUCUUGUCGUGAUAAGGUAACAAGGAUAAUAGAUUCAAGAAGUGAGAGAAUAGCUUAUCAAUGGAGAAGUCACAAUGGUAAUAGAAAAAGCCGCUGUGAAUGGAUGGGAGGUACAAUGGGUAGUUCUUAUUGGUUAUUAACAACUGGUUUUAGUGAUAAAGGUGAACGGCAGUUUGGAGUAUGGGAUAUUCGAAAUUUAGAUAAAAGUGUUGGAGUUGAAUUUGUUGAUGUUGAACAACCUUCAUUAUUACCAUUUUGGGAUGAAGGGACUGGUUUGUUUUAUUUAGGAGGUAAGGGAGAUACAAAUAUUAAAGUCUAUGAAUAUAGUAGAAAUGAAGGAUCUGUUAGAAGACUAAAUGAGUAUAAAUCUGUAAAUUCACUAAAAGGGUUAUGUCUUGUACCAAAACAAUCAGUAGAUGUUAUGAAAUGUGAAAUUAAUAGAAUUCUUAGAUUAGAAUCUAGGGGUGUUAUACAACCAGUAUCUUUUAUUGUUCCACGGAAGACUAAUGAAUUUUAUCCAGAUUUAUAUCCAGAUAUAUAUGGUUAUGAGCCAGCUAUGGGCCCAGAAGAAUGGAUUAGUGGACAUACAGCAGAACCUCAAAGAAUAAGUCUAAGACCAGAUGUUAUACAAUCUCAUAGUAAUAUGUUUAAAAGAAUGAGAUCCGCUGUUAAAAAUGCUAGAGUAAUAUUAAAGAAAGAUUUGGCUAAGGUUGAGAUGCAGUUACAAUCUGCUCAAGAAGAAUUGUAUACAGUAGAUGCUUUAAAGUUUCAAUUGAAAGAAAAAGAAAAUGAGAUAGCCCAACUAAAAGCAAAGCAGUCGAUUCUAUAA